Messenger RNA from Dendrobium catenatum, 1785 nucleotides. RefSeq names its product AT-hook motif nuclear-localized protein 1. Bases 419 to 1462 code for a protein of 347 amino acids. NCBI's taxonomy places the organism in Eukaryota, Viridiplantae, Streptophyta, Magnoliopsida, Asparagales, Orchidaceae. Gene Ontology annotation, molecular function: minor groove of adenine-thymine-rich DNA binding. The record is from RefSeq and is a predicted model, not a curated record. The transcript has 5 exons.
CUUAAUUCUCUCCCCUCGAUCCUGUGCGCCAUUUUCUCCAAAGCUGCCGUCGGAGCACCUAAAUCCGGUGAUCGCCGAAGCUGGUGGCAGUUUUCCGGCUAAACCCGGCGGUUUUAGUGAGACAGCAGGUGUUUUUUUGUCAGGAAUACGUUGGGGAAGUGCUAGGGAGUAGUUAUCGUUGGAGCUUGAGUUCCUCUGCACGAGUUUUUUUUUUUCUUGAUCUUGUUUAGGCCUCUCCAAUGGCAAAAGCUAGUGGAAGCCCUAUGGCUGUGAAUCGAACGGCAGAGUUGUCUUUAUUCCAUUGUUGAAAGGGCGAUCCAUUGUCCAGGAUCGUUUUGGGAGGAGAAGGUGGCGGCGGAAGAUUCCAGAGCUGAGAAGGCAAUUUGUUCCUUGGGUUUCUCCUGCUAUAUGUUUCUUUAUGGAGAGGAGGGAAGGGAUGCCAGUUUCUGGGGUUGCGAUGGCGUUAGAGGAAGCUGGCGCGAGCUCCCAGUUUCCACAGAGAGCCUCAGCGCCAGCGCCGGAGGAGCCGAGUAUAGAGAGUCCUAGUCACGGUGGUGGAGUCAUUUCAUUGACUGCGACGGCGGCUGGGAUGGGGCCGGCGGCUCAGCCGCAGCCGCAGCCGCAGCAGCCUGUGCUGGCUGGGCCAUCUUCUUCUGAGGUGGCGAUCGCGUCCGGGUCUCUUAGCGCAGCGAUGCCGGUGAAAAAGAAGGUCGGGAGGCCGAGAAAGUACGCACCUGAUGGGAGCGGAAAAGUGAUAAAGCGGGGUAGAGUGCGGAAAAGUGGUUUCCUAACUAAGGACAAACAAAGGAUUGACUUGGAAGCAUUAGGGGAUAUGGUAGCAUAUUCUGCUGGCGUGGGCUUCACCCCUCAUGUAAUCACUGUAGCAUCUGGCGAGGAUGUUACCAUGAAGAUAAUUUCUUUUUCACAACAAGGGCCACUGGCUGUUUGUAUUUUGUCAGCUAAUGGCGUGGUUUCAAAUGUUACUCUUCGUCAACCUGAUUCUUCUGGCGGCACACUGACUUAUGAGGGCUGGUUUGAGAUACUUUCGUUGUCUGGUUCAUUUAUGCCAAAUGAUAAUGGAGGAACAAUAAGCCGAUCUGGUGGUAUUAGUGUCUCAUUAGCAAGCCCUGAUGGUCGUGUUUUAGGGGGAGCAGUCGCUGGGCUUUUGAUCGCUGCUAGUCCCGUGAAGGUGGUGCUUGGCAGCUUUUUUCAGCAGAAGACAAAGAAACCGAAACAGGAUUCAUCCGUUGCUACAGAAACUGUUGCAAUUCCAAUGUCCACCAUGGAUAUAGAUGAGACUCACAGUGGUGGGCAAGGGCAACUCAGUUCUUCAGCACCAAAUCCUAUCGUAGGAACUUCUUCCUUUAGAGGAGAAGAAAACUUGUCUUCUACUCUAGAUGCUUCAGUACAUGAUGCAAGGAAUUCCACAACGGAUAUUAACACCUCUCUUCCUGGAGGGUAAAACUCUAAGAGACAAGUGAAGUUCUUAUAGAGCAUAAAUUUUGAGCCUCUUGGUAAAAGCUUACGAAAAUCUGAUUGAUUUGGUCCUGUAACUCAUCUUUGUGCAAUUCGUAUUUCAAAUUUGAUGGACCAACUUGAUAUAAUCCAUGACAAUAUUGCUUGCCCAUUUGUUCUAAAAUUGAAUAGGUUUUGAUGGAAUUUGUAUUUGCAGCCAAUGUGAUACAAAUAAAAGAAUAGGUCAAACUCAGAUGAUUGGUGUCCUUUGUCUAGCAUUUGCUUGUUAUCAUAACUAAAUAAAAGAAUGUGCUUGAAAGUUGAAAGCAA